AGGCUACAUUUUUACUUAUCCUUAUUGCAAGAUUUGACAAAAUUUGAGAAAUGUCUCGCCAUCGUGAUGUGCGGUGCAUGAAUUAUUCAGAAGAAUAUGAAAAUUACGACGAGGUGUAUGGACAUUCUGUAGAAGAUGACUAUUGUGUAUCUCCUAGUGCGGAACAGUUCUUAUUUGAUCGGAGUAAGCAACAAAAUAUUGCAUCCUUCAUCACGGAACCAGACAUACUAGAAGACAAUGAAGAUAAUAGGGAAUCUUUGUCACCUUCUAAAGAAGAAGAAAGAGUGCUUACAGAAUUAGAAAGAGCCAAACUUAUAUCGUGUAUGGAAUCUAUCAAGAAUAUUAUAGGAGAUACAGUUCCUGAAACUGAAAUAAAGAACAAGAUUAUUAAAUCAAAUUUUGAUGCAGAAGUAGCACUUGAUUUAGUUUUAAAAGAAUCCCCUCCAAAAACUGUUAUUGAAUCAUCUACAGGCCAUAAGGAUAAUUUAGAACUUUAUUCAGGUAACAAAUUGUCAUCCAAACCUACAUUUCAAGUUACGGCACCAUCCAAUGUGAAAAUUCUACAUGCUGGAAAACGACCUGCUGUACAAGGUUUUGAUUUGAGUGGAACAGAGAAUACAGAUACGCUAAAUUCUCGUGUUGAGAGUCCUCGUUCUCGAAGUCCAUAUUCUGAUCAUAAUAGCCCAGAAAUAAGGAGAAAAGAACGUACUGUACCAAAGGAGAAAAAGGCAAUUUCUUCAAAUGCAAACAGUCCCCGAUGUCAGUCACCAGUACCAGGACAUGUAACACCCGACUUUGAUUCUAAGCCAAAACUUAAUGAAGAAAAAUAUGAUGUUUUAAAAGUAUAUAAAGAUAAAAGAGGAGAUAGCAAAGAACACAUACAUUUAGUUGUAGUCGGUCAUGUGGAUGCUGGUAAAAGCACUCUAUUAGGUCGACUUUUGUGUGAUUUAGGCCAAGUUCCCUCAAGACUAAUUCACAAAUAUCAGCAAGAAAGUAAAAAGAUAGGAAAACAGUCAUUUGCUUAUGCAUGGGUCCUUGACGAAACAGGAGAAGAACGGGAACGUGGAAUAACUAUGGAUAUUGGUCAUUCUAAAUUUGAAACAGAGACAAAAUCUAUCACUUUAUUAGAUGCACCUGGACAUAAAGACUUCAUUCCUAAUAUGAUUACUGGUGCUACUCAAGCAGAUGUGGCUUUAUUAGUUGUAGAUGCAACUAGGGGAGAAUUUGAAACUGGUUUUGAUAGUGGAGGUCAAACUAGAGAACAUGCACUAUUAUUACGUUCUUUAGGUGUAUUACAAUUAGCAGUGGUAAUAAAUAAAUUAGAUACUGUCGAUUGGUCAAAAGAAAGAUUUAACGAAAUAGUGGAGAAAAUGAGUGUAUUUUUAAAACAAGCUGGAUUCAAAGAUAACAUCCCUUUUGUUCCCUGUAGUGGUCUAUCUGGCGAAAAUAUAGUAACCAAACCUAAAGAAUCUUUAUCUAACUGGUAUACGGGACCUACUUUAGUUGAUGUUAUAGAUAAUUUUAAAUGUCCCGAACGCCCUAUAAACAAACCUUUCCGUUUCUCGGUCAAUGAUAUAUUUAAAGGUACAGGAUCUGGAUUUUGUGUUUCUGGACAUGUGGAAACAGGUAUGGUAUCUUUGGGUGACAAAGUUUUAAUACUUCCACGGAAUGAAACUGCUGUGAUUAAAGGUUUGCAGGUGGAUGAAGCAUCUACAACAAACGCAUUUGCUGGAGAUCAUGUUUCGUUAACGUUAUCGGGAAUCGACCAACAAAAUGUUGGAAUUGGUGAUAUCAUUUGUAUCCCACAAAAUCCAGUUCCUGUAACUACAUGUUUCGAAGCGCAUAUAGUUGUAUUUGCAGUUAAAAUACCAAUUAUGAAAGGUCUUCCAGUAGUGAUGCACCAACAAUCUCUAGUACAACCAGCUGUAGUUACGAAAUUAAUAGCCCAAAUUCACCGAACUACCGGUGAGACCAUAAAAAAGAAACCGCGUUGUUUACCAAAAAAUUCGAGUGCUAUUGUUGAAAUUAGAACACAAAAUCCAGUUUGUAUGGAAUUAUAUAAAGAUGUUAAACAGUUAGGUCGAAUUACGCUACGCGUGGAAGGGACAACUAUUGCAGCUGGACUGAUUACAAAAAUCAAGUAGUAAUAUAACAAUUUUAUAUUACUAUCCUAGUGUUAUAAUGGUAGAGAUUCAUUUAAAUAUUCAUCUGGUACUGUAACUAAAUUGCAGCUAUUACACUUACAUAUUGCUGAAAAUAUAUAAAAAUUAUCAUCAUGUUUGUUAAAUUAUGUCAAUACAUUAUGUACAUAUAGGUUCAUUUGCUAUAACAAGAUCACUUCUUUUAUAGUCAGUAUAUAAUGUGUAAUAUAUUUAUAAUGAUUUGUAACAUUUUUAACGUGAAGUUAGUGUAAUAUGUUUAAUAAAAUUAUUCGGAAUAAA
Osmia bicornis bicornis is the source of this 2441-nucleotide messenger RNA. It is a transcript of the gene HBS1, whose product is annotated as protein HBS1. The record is from RefSeq and is a predicted model, not a curated record. Gene Ontology annotation, biological process: translation. Gene Ontology annotation, molecular function: GTP binding; GTPase activity. Lineage: Eukaryota; Metazoa; Arthropoda; Insecta; Hymenoptera; Megachilidae.